Messenger RNA from Aphanomyces invadans, 2008 nucleotides. RefSeq lists its product as hypothetical. Gene Ontology annotation, molecular function: protein folding chaperone; protein-folding chaperone binding. The transcript has a single exon. Lineage: Eukaryota; Oomycota; Saprolegniomycetes; Saprolegniales; Verrucalvaceae. The record is from RefSeq and is a predicted model, not a curated record. Gene Ontology annotation, cellular component: cytoplasm; nucleus. The coding region runs from base 25 to 798 and encodes 257 amino acids.
CCCCCGCCAAGUUCCGGCGGCGGCAUGGCGACCUAUUACGAGAUCCUCGAGGUGGAAGAGCAUGCCACAGACCACGACAUCAAGCAGGCGUACCGCAAACUUGCGAUCAAAUGGCAUCCUGACAAGAACAAGGAUCCCCAGGCUGAAGAAAAGUUCAAGAAGAUCGGCGAAGCGUAUGCGGUGUUGAGUGACCAAGGCAAGAGAGAGGAAUACGACUAUGCAAGAAAAUAUGGCGGCGGCCGCGCGGGAUCUCGUGGGGGACGCAGUGGCUCGGCGUCUGCGUUUUACUCGGACGGCGUGUUCCAGCCGUUCAGUGUCUUCGACGCCCAGGACAUUUUUCGAGCGUUUUUUGGGGGUGGUGACCCAUUUGCUCCCACAAACCAACGGAGGGCUCACGGAUUUGAUCCGUUCUCUCGUGGAAGUAUCCUGGAUGACCUGUUUGAUGAUCCUCAUGGCGGCAGGGGCUUCGGUGGUGGGUUUGGUGGGUUUGGUGGAUUUGGUGGAUUUGGCAACAUUGUGCUGAGCUCCAAUUCGUUCGGAAGCGGUGGAAGCAUGAUGAUGAGCAGCAGUACCUCCAGCAGUUCGUCCAGCAUUCGCAACCGCAACGGUCAAGUCAUCACAAAGACGACAUCGACGAUUCACCACGCCGACGGUCGUGUCGAAACGAAGUCGGAGGAAUACGUGAAUGGUAAGCUGACUCAGUCGACGAGCAACAUUGCCCCCGCGUCGAAGCGACUCGCUGGAGCUGGGCGCAUGCAGCUGCAGGCUGAGGACCGUCGUCGGUCCGAUUUGUAUUGACUAUUCUCGUAACCCCCUCAAUUAAACUCGACCCGUUGCCUUUUCCUAUGCAAAGAAUCCAUCGACCCCAAUUAUCACAGCACGUGGGUAAUCCAUCCCGGAAUUCUUUUCACGAACGAGUCCACACGAACGACGAAAAUGAUCCAGGAGAGCACGGCGAACGUGGCCUGGGCAAGAUUGGCCGCAACAAUCGAUUGCGCGCUUAGCACGCGAUGAAGCAGUUGCCACAUUUCCGAAGCCCGUUUUCCAAUGGUGAAAUCAACGGAACAGAAUCGCUCCGCGCCGAGUCGUGUGCAUUAGUCCAUCUUGUUUUCUAUACAUACGUUGCCGCAAGACGGUUGAAGCCGCUCUCCAAGCGCAAGUACGACUCCAACCACGCGUUCGCGGGAGCAACUUGCUGCAACUGCGCGAGGUACUGCUGGAUCGUGUCUUGGCCCUUCUUCAAAUGCUGGGCCGUGGCAAUUAAGUUGACAUACGUAUCUUCGAACGUCGGGUCUUUCGCCACGGCUUCGAGCAACAACCGAUCAGCUUCGGCGAAGUUAGCGAGGCCCAUGAACGCCGCAGCAGACCCGUUGAGCAGCCACGCCGAUGCACCAAAUCGGUCUCCAAGUUCCUGGAAGUGGAGAGCUGCUUCAUCGCAUGCAACUCCACCUUUUGCAACCAACGUCCAUGACAGCGCCAAUUGGGUUGUCGUCGCGUCUUCGUCGAUGCGCUGCAUGUCCGCAACGUGCUUUUCGGCGAGGUCCACGCGAUCCAUCUUCAGGUAGAUCAGUACGGCAUACAUAGAAUGCUCCAAAGUCUUUCCCUUGAGAAAUGCGGACAGCGCGUCCGAGAAUUUAUGCUCUCUCAUGAAGAUCAACCCCGCCACGAGGAGCAAGUGCGGGUUUUCGCUAUGUUGGGAGUUGAGCCACUCGCGCACGGUAAGCAACGUGAUUUCUGCAUCCCCCCCGUUGAGGUAUGUCGCGUAAAGCUUGAUGGCAUUCAGUGAGAUAGAUGCGACGCCGUCAGGGAUUGCUGUCAACACGGCUGCGUAGUUGCGAAGGCCAAGAUGGGAGCGAUAGACGUAGAUGUCGCGCUCCAGUUUGGUUGCUUCAGAGACAUGGGUCAGAACCGUUGCUUCUUGGAUCGCAUUGCGGUAGUUGCCGACCCAAAACUGGUUCUUCAGCGUGAAGAGAUCAUCGGGCUCGCUCAUGGCCGCUGGUAAGAUGUC